AUGCAGGGGCCCCCACCGGCAUCUCAGGCCUUAGUUACGGCGGGUGGUCCACCGUAUUUGCCGCAAUCAGCCGGUUUGGGGGGCAUACCGACCGUUUCCGUCGACGUUCCAAUAUGCUCUGUUUUUGUGGCAAUAUUCCUCGUGGCUGCUGUCAGUCAUAUGCGGCUUUUCAGAUUAAAUCUCUCUCGGGGCCAUAAAUUUAUCCCAUCUGCCGUUACCUUUGGUUUCUGCGUGGCGCGCACAGUUGCGAAUGUUUUACGAAUCGCAUGGGCCACACAUACAACAAAUUUCCGCCUUGCGAUUGCUGCACAGGUACUUGUUGCGGCAGGUGUUAUACUCUUGUUUAUUCUCAACUUACUCUAUGCUCAACGUAUGCUCCGCGCGAGCUGGCCACGGCUUGGCUGGUCCCGGGGAGGUUCCUAUCUUUUCAAAGCGCUAUACAUUCUUAUUGGAAUCACGCUUAUUAUGGUCAUUGUCGCAACCGUCCAGAGUUUUUAUACCCUCAACGCCAACACUCGCCGCAUAGACCGCAACCUGCAGCUCUAUGGCGGGAGCUACACGACAUUCAUUUCGUUCUUACCGCUCCCAAUACUGGUCUUCCUUUUCCUAACGCCUCGACCUGGUCAGCCACAGCCAGGUGAGUCGUUUGGAGCGGGUAGCUGGGGUGCGAAAGGUGUCAUUGUAGGUGCAGCGUCAGUUCUCCUUACGCUGGGAGCUGGAUUUCGACUAGGCAUAGCAGCUAUGCCGCCUCGACCUCUCUCGCACCCAGCUUGGUACCACCACAAAGUUUGCUUUUAUAUUUUCAAUUUUAGUCUCGAGGCGAUUGUCGUGUACUUGUAUUUAUUGGGACGGGUGGACCAGAGAUUUUUCGUCCCGGACGGGAGUUCAAAGGUGAGGUCAUACUCGGUAGAGGACGGGCGGAGCAAGGAAGAAGGUUCGAGUUCGAGUUCGAAGGCAGUCCAGGGCGAGAAAGGGGAAGGCCAGGUAGUAGAAGCAGCAGUCGAGAGCAAAUAG
Messenger RNA from Ophidiomyces ophidiicola, 1014 nucleotides. RefSeq lists its product as uncharacterized. The transcript has 2 exons. The record is from RefSeq and is a predicted model, not a curated record. Lineage: Eukaryota; Fungi; Ascomycota; Eurotiomycetes; Onygenales; Onygenaceae. The coding region runs from base 1 to 1014 and encodes 337 amino acids.